AUGGAUUCAUUAUCUAACAACGGACUCUCUGUGACUACUGCUAUCUAUCUAUCUAUCUAUCUAUCUAUCUAUGUCAGAUUUUAUCACUUAUUUGUUCAUAAAACCUGUCUUUUCUAUCUCUUUUUAUUUUCACACAUUCGCCGAAGUCGGUUGACCGGGAAUUCGACUUCUGCUUUGACAGAACAACUUCCAUGCCGUGUUUAUCUGUUUAAAAUAUCAACUCGUCAUUUUUUUCGUUCUCCUCUUCCUCCUCCUCCUUCUUCUUCUUCUUCUUCUUCUUCUUCUUCUUCUUCUUCUUCUUCUUUUCUUUCUCUCUCUUUCACUCUUUUCUUGUCUCUUUCAUUUUUUUAUACUUCCUGUCCCUUUCCUCUUCUCUUUCCACCCUGUUUGGCUCCUAGUUUUUUUCUGCAUUCCCUUUUCAUCCAUCUUUCUUUUUCUCCUACUAUCUCUCAUUACUUCUAUCUCUCUUUUCUCUUUCUCUACCCUAUUUAUCACUCUUUUUAA
Molecule: messenger RNA, 504 nt
Organism: Acanthosepion pharaonis
Lineage: Eukaryota; Metazoa; Mollusca; Cephalopoda; Sepiida; Sepiidae
Source: the annotation of a GenBank genome assembly